Molecule: messenger RNA, 2943 nt
Organism: Ornithodoros turicata
Lineage: Eukaryota; Metazoa; Arthropoda; Arachnida; Ixodida; Argasidae
Product: solute carrier family 2, facilitated glucose transporter member 1-like
Exons: 8
Coding region: 304-1737 (477 amino acids)
Biological process (GO): monosaccharide transmembrane transport
Cellular component (GO): membrane
Molecular function (GO): hexose transmembrane transporter activity
Source: RefSeq, a predicted model, not a curated record
CGCGUUUGAAAUGGGAGCCACUCGCGGCAGCCAAGUCUGGAAGCAGCGGAAAGGACUGGUAUAGAGAAGGAAAUAGGACCGUGCCGCAAAGAAUAAUAAAUAGCACGUAGAUGACGUAAACCCAGAUGCUAGUGGUGUGUCUGUGACGUCACGCCUUUCGGCCAAUGCGGUGGCUCCGCGCGGCGCGCCUCCACGGUGAGGCAGCCGCGUGGGGCGCACAAGGUGAACCGUGCCGGGCGUCGCUGCAGCGGGAUCUGUCGAAGACCACGAACUCCUUGUAGUGUAGAGCGAGGACAAUACAGCAUGCCAUAUAUCCGAAGAGCUGGCUUGACAAAGAACCUGGUCUUCGCGAUCGCAGCAGCAGCGCUAGGUUCGGCCUUCCAACAUGGCUAUAACACUGGAGUCGUCAACGCACCUCAGAAGCUGGUGGAAGACUUCAUCGCCGACACCUACGGCCACCGUUUCGAAGAAAGCCCCGGGGAAGGCACGGUCAAAAUCAUCUUCAGCAUAUUCGUGGCCAUCUUCUGCGUGGGUGGAAUGCUGGGCGGUCUCCUGACUGCCUUCGUCGCUGAGCGUUUUGGCCGCAAAGGGGGCCUUCUCCUCAACAACGUCUUCGUCGUAUUCGCCGCCAUCUUCAUGGGCUUCUCCAAGGUGGCGCGAUCGUACGAGAUGCUCAUCAUCGGCCGAUUCUUCGUCGGGAUUAAUUCUGGCCUGAACGCCGGUCUGGCGCCAAUGUACCUCACAGAAAUAUCGCCGUUACACAUAAGAGGAUCCGUCGGCACCAUCUAUCAACUGGUGGUCACCAUAUCCAUAUUGGUGUCGAACAUCCUUGGUCUUUCGUCCAUCCUCGGAACCGAGGACAGGUGGCCGUACCUCUUCGCCAUGACAUUGGCUCCGAGCAUCUUCAUGCUGGCCACCAUGCCCUUGUGUCCGGAGUCUCCCAAGUACAUCCUCAUCAACCAGGGUCGUGAUGUGGCAGCUCAACAAUCCCUUACGUGGCUCCGCGGUACUAUUGAAGUCCAUGACGAAAUGGACGAGAUGAGAGCGGAGUACGAAGCGAUCAAACUUGUUCCACGGGUUACCUUGUACGAAAUGAUGCACAACAUGACUCUACGGAUACCGCUCGCUAUUUCCGUCAUGGUCAUGCUCUCUCAACAACUAUCUGGCAUCAACGCUGCAAUCUUCUUCUCAACGGACAUUUUCCUCUCUGCGGGUCUUACUCCUGACGUAGCAACACAAGCUACGCUAGGCAUGGGUGCUGUCAACGUCCUAAUGACCAUCAUAUCGCUGAUCCUUGUCGAAAAGGCCGGACGGCGGACGCUACACCUUGUGGGUCUCGGUGGCAUGGCUGUCAUCACUGUCAUCCUUACGCUAUGUUUGGCUCUUAGGGAUGAUGCCCCGUGGCUGUCUUACGUAAGCAUCGUGGCUGUGAUCGGAUUUGUCGUCAUGUUUGCUACUGGUCCAGGUUCUAUCCCAUGGUUCUUGGUUGGAGAACUGUUCGGCCAAGGCGCCCGACCUCUUGCUACGAGUAUUGCAGUGGGGGUAAACUGGAGCGCAAAUUUUGUUGUAGGAUUGGCAUUCCUACCACUUACGAGCGUCAUGGGCCACUACACCUUCCUCGUCUUCACGAUUCUCCUGUGUGUCUUCUGGUUCCUUACGUACCGCUACGUCCCGGAGACAAAGAAUAAGAGCAUCGAGGAAAUAUCGGCCCUCUUCAGGCAACGAGCUUACCACUAAGUGUAAUAGUGGUCAUUAUCCUCGCCAAUAACUACCCUGCAAUACGCGCGGAAGGGAGAUCUUCGAAGGUCACACCCACACACAUGGUUGCUCCGGUGCCGUUCAACUCAUCUAACAACGGACACGUCAUUGCAAAGGUCCCGUGGUGUGUCACCUGGACUUUGUAGAACCCGACCUUGUUUAGUUUGUAUAGCCCAUCCCAGCCUUCUUUUGUAGGGAGUUCUUAGUUCCUAUUGGUUCGUUCAGUGUUAAUCGUCAAUACGACCGCGAGGGGUCGUGGCAGAGUCUGUGAUGAGCUUGGCAUAACUACGAACAAAAACCCAUUGUACAGCACGUUAGGUACACGCGAAGGUGUAAUAGACGGUGGCCGUGAGACCAUAUAUUUGUACAGUUACUCUGAGAACAGCACACCUAUAGGAAAAUAUGGGCAGCCCGUGUACUAGAUUAGUUCGAUAGCCAUUCCAGAAGGUCAGGGGUGGGUGGGCUUUCAGUGCUGCUGGCAAUAUCUGUUGUUGUGAGUGUUGCGACAUGAAGGCGUUUCAAAGGAACAAUAGGUUUCCUAAAAGAGGCCUUGUUGUAGUGAUGUUUGGUGCACAUAUCACGUGCGACGUGUCUGAUGAAUUGAAUUGUAUUUCUUGUACAUAUGACUGCGUGAUACAGAAGUUGGUUCUAUUCCCGUGCUGUGAUGUCGUGCAACUACUGGCAGGGCUUUUCCUGAAACCGAGUACUGGUCAGCCGGCCUGGGAGAAUUUUUUUUUCUCCCCUCGAAUGGUGAAAAAUCCAGCAAGCCCUUCAUGUUCCCACCCACCAGACGUUUUAUGCGAGAAAGAAAGAUGUUAGAAAUGUCGAUGUUUGUAUAGAAACAUAAAGGAUUCUAGCGUUCUCAUAAUCAUUUUACUGUUUUUGCGUGCACUAGCGAUUAAUUUUAUUUAUCAGCAAUCAAAUUUAUACUUUUGUUAAUUAUUAUUUUUCCUUCGAAAACGGUAGCACCUUCAUUGAAAAGCAGUAUAUACAUAUUUACAUUUUUACAGGAGUACACACUCACACACUAUACAUAUGUGUAAAUAUACAUAACAUGUAAUGUUAUUUUUGCUCUAGGAAAGUGCUGGAAGGUAAAGGGAUCUGAUUUCCAUAAAAUACUAGCUAUUUACACUGUUUGCAUAGUUGCAUUUCGUUGUGGUAAUAAAUCUCAUCUUACAUGAUCAA